AAACACCAAAUCCUCAAACCAAAUCCAUUCUUCCAAACCCUCCCUCAAAAUCUAGUUCCAACUUCAGCAAACAGUUCUCUCCAGCUUGAACUGCACAGCGACAUGGCAAGUCUCGUGCCAUUUUUGGGCCUAGUUCCAGCUUUAGCACUGGCUUUAACAGCCCUAGUUCUGCCAGUUCAUGCUCAAAUCAGCACCGCUUGCUCAGCUUCCAUGCUCAAUGGCUUCACUCCUUGCCUCAGGUUCAUCACCAGUGGCUCAAAUACCACUUCACCAACAUCCGACUGCUGCAGUGCAGUCAAGACUGUUAUAAGCAAUGGCACAGAUUGUCUGUGCCUUAUUGCAACCGGGAAUGUUCCCUUUCAAAUGCCCAUCAACAGGACCCUGGCCAUCUCCCUACCUCGCGCCUGUAAUAUGAGUGUGCCUGUCCAGUGCAAAGCCUCUUCUGCUCCUAUCCCAGCUCCAGGUCCUAUCGCCCUUACUCCGGCUCUGUCUCCCGAAGCUGCACCGGAGGCUGACACAACUCCGGCCCUCACACCAGCAGACUCAGAAGUUCCGGCUGCCAGUGCAGGAAGCCGGCCAGUUCUGACACCGUCAUCCGCCAGGCCCUCCCGCAGCUUUUCGCCAUCUCUGACUCUUGCUCUGCUAGGAGCUAUGGUUCUGAAGUACUAUUAUUAAUUUGCUCUGUGUCUCUCCACACAUGUAAUUGCGAGCGUUUGUCUGUCUGUGGGAAGUUUUCUUUUAGGGAAAGAUUCUUUUCGAGGUUGUGAAAUUUAUUUGGGCUUCUUGUUCACAUUAUUGAGAGAGGUAUUGCCGAAUUCCUGUAGAAUAAUAAGUCUUUACCAUGAAUAAAACAUUUUUUUUGGUACUAGAGAGUAUAU
Messenger RNA from Diospyros lotus (date-plum), 878 nucleotides. Its product is annotated as non-specific lipid transfer protein GPI-anchored 20-like. The record is from RefSeq and is a predicted model, not a curated record. The transcript has 3 exons. Bases 103 to 675 code for a protein of 190 amino acids. NCBI's taxonomy places the organism in Eukaryota, Viridiplantae, Streptophyta, Magnoliopsida, Ericales, Ebenaceae.